Armigeres subalbatus is the source of this 2334-nucleotide messenger RNA. RefSeq lists its product as uncharacterized. The coding region runs from base 1 to 1641 and encodes 546 amino acids. The record is from RefSeq and is a predicted model, not a curated record. The transcript has 5 exons. NCBI's taxonomy places the organism in Eukaryota, Metazoa, Arthropoda, Insecta, Diptera, Culicidae.
AUGACACUCAUCAACGUCAACAAGACCAAAUCGUUGGAUGUGAACAACUUCAACUGUGCGGUUGCCGGGCAAACAGUGAAGAAGGUUGAAAAUCAAAACCAGCCAACAACGCAACGGGCGGCGGACCCAAAUCAACAUUUAACAUGGACAUCCAAUCGGUUCAGGCAAUGCACUAAACCCCGAAUACGCAACUCUAACGUGAAAUCUGUUAUGUUAUACGCCAAUUGUGACUGUGUCAAAAUCACUCGCCUAUCGGUGCCCCGGUCGUACAUCCUCGCACAUUACCACCGGGAGCUGGGCGACAGCAAUGAACUUUUCGGCGGCGGAGCCACAGCGGAAGCCUCCCGGAGCCGAGCCGUGUACCGGUACGAGGACGCUGGAAGUUUAAAUCGACCGCAACCACCGGCGGUGCCGCCGAGGGACCCGGACGGAAGACGCCACAAUGAGCACCUGAUACUGGACUGCGAGUACGAGAUCGACCCGGACGAGAGUAUGUUUGUGCUGAAAUGGCUCUUCAAUGGAAAGAUUAUCUAUCAGUGGAUUCCGCCGGUGCGGGCGCCGUUCGGUUUUACGGCCAUGGGACGCCAAAUCAACCGAACGUACACCAUCAACGAGGAACCGAUGCAUAAACACCGGGCCCUGGCGCUGGUGCGUCCGCUGAAGAACUUCACCGGCGAGUACACCUGCUCGGUGUCGACGUUCCAGAGCCAAGAUAUGCAAUCCGCCCGGAUGGUGAUGAUUGUUCCUGAAACUAACUUUGUUCUGCGAUACUACAGCAACAACAUUAGCAACCUUGUGAUGGUCCUCUGCAGCGUGUAUGGAAUCUUCCCUGCUCCGGAACUAUCACUCUGGAUCAACGAGUACCGGCUGGAUAAUGUCACCGAGAAUAUUCUACUCACACAAUCCGAUCUUUACGACAGCUCUAUUAGUAUUCAUCUGGUCCUGUACGAGCGAAUCCAACAAGAUGACGUCAUCAAAUGCACCCUCGGUGUAAAGAACACCGAGUACCUGAAAACUAAAGAAACCGUGUUCGUCGAUGUAAAUAGCUUCCCGGUAGUCGAACACAACUCCGUUUUCGACCACGUCAGCACGACGAUCAGUGAACCUUCCAGUUCAUCAACCGAAAGCACUUCUUACUUUAGCACUAGUUCGACUGCACUCCCCACCAGAUCCGACAAAGGGUUCACCGAGCCGACAACUGCGUCGACGUCUCCAUCGCCUUUCACCACCCCCACCAGUAGACUGUUCAACGAGGUCUACAAAGAACCGGACGCCGUAAAGCACCCAGCCGCGGUUACCGUGCUGGCUCCGACGGCCCGGGUGGUCCUUCACCACUUUGCUCCUUCGCUGCAGCCGGCUGUUGUUCGGCUGAAGCCCACGCCGCCACGGAUUUUCACGGCCGGUGGCGAGCAACCGGGUGCAGUGGAUUCCGACGAAGUGACCAACGUAGUCAACUUCAAGGAGGUCUUCAACGAGAACAUGCUCUACAGCAGUGGCAGCCGCGGAGCCCUUCGACCCGGCGGUAGCGGCACCAGCGGGAUCCUUUGGCGGCUCUCCGUCAUCACCCCAUUCGUCCUGACGGUGACGACGACGACGACGCUGAUGAUGAAGAUGAUGACGAUGCUGAGGAGCAGGCUGUAAUACAUACGACCGAGGCGAGCAACUCCUCCGGACGGAUCGUGAAACGUGGUUCUCCUUUGUUCGUACGACAGCGCCUCCGAUCCGGAUGCCACCACGUGUGUGGUGGCUGCGUUUGAAUGUGUGUGUCUGUAUGUAUGUCAGUUGAUUCCGACGGUGCGGUGGAAGUAAACCUUCAGAAAGGUUUGAUUUCGGAGCCACGCGGGAUUUUCCUUUCGUCUGCAUUCUGACGCUGGGAAGCUCUGUUUUCGGUACUCGUCGCGUGGUGGUCGUAACAUACCUAAGUAGGAUAAGGAAGGCCAGUGAGCCAAACUCGAUUAAACUUUUGCGGCUUCUCGGAUUUUUUUUUGUUCGGUGCACCGAAUAACGAAUAAAACAAAGCAAAUUAUGUUCGGGGCACUGGCUGGUUCCUUCUCCGCCCCCGGAUGGGGAUAAUGGGAUUUGGUACCAGGGGAAGAUUUCGUAUGGAAGCAGCCUGCCGUUAAAGCUGCCUGAAGUGUGUGUGAUAAAAUGACAUACGAGAGACGGUGCGAUCCGAUGGUUGGCGAUGGAAGGGGGAGGGAAUGCUCGAAAUUAGAAUGGUAACGAAGUUGUUCACGAUACGGAUCAAGAAGAUUACAUGUACGUUGAUGACAGAUGAGAUGAGAUUGCGAAAGAGCACGUGAACGAUAUGUUAAGUAUGCUGUCACGGGACGA